GGGGCCUCGCUCCUUCCAGACGGACUUCACCAACUUUUAGACACUAACUUUCCCCAAGUUGAAAGUUUUAACGCCAGUACGGAGCCCUGACGGUCCGAACGUCGAACCUCUGAGCCGAAGGGAACCGAACCCGGGCCGAUCCGCGGACGGAGCUCGGCGGCAUGUCGGGAAGAGCCGAGGCCGCCUGGACGUGAGCGCAAGGCGGCCAGAAGCUGCGACAACUCCCCGCUGCUGAGAGGAGGAUGGACAGAGAGAAAGAAACAGCAGAGGAGAAUGAUGACAAGGAGGUGGAGCUUCACCAUCACUUUGCUGCAGCAGCGCCACCUGUGGACUAUCAGGAACUUCCCAUCAUGCACUGGGAGGACCUCAGCCUGCGGAUAGCCGAGUUAGAGAAACAGGAGCAAGAGAGGAGGGAAAAGGCAAAGAGGGCAGCAGGGGCGAGGCUGGAGGAAAGUCGGAGCGACUGCUGGGAAGAAGACGAAGACUUCAGUAGGUGUCACGUCGCCAUCGUCACGUCUCGGUUUCACAUGAACAGAAAUCUGCAGCUGUGCUUCAUCAACGACAGCGAGAGCGAGGAAGAGGCAGAGCCAUCUGAGAAAAAGUUAGACGUCAGGCGCCGUACCGCCGGACUAAAAGAAGAAGUGGUGACGGCACUCAGGCUGCUGCGUGACAAAGUGUUGGAGGAACAGAAGGAAAAGGAGCAUGUAUCUGGCAGCAGCUGCGUAUCCAAACGGAAACAUCUGGAACGUUGGGAUUUGCAGGAAUGUUCAGUCCAGCAGCUGAGCAGCCUGAAAGCAUCGCUGCAGCAGGACGUGUACGCUCUGAGCUCUGAGCUCGUGACCCACCUGGUGGUACGAGACCAGCUGAGGACCAAACAGGACGCCAUGCUUCUGGACGUCCAGGACCUGACCUAACGCCAAGAACGGGGAUAACCUCAGGCGAGUUGGAACUGUGGUGCCACUGGACGGGCCGGUCCACGCCAGGAGAUGUUUACUUAAUCAGAUAAUUAGCCAACCUGCUAAUUUGUUGAAACAGACACCAGAAUCCAACCGCGAUGGAAUUAGUUGUACUGUAAAAUACAAAUACAAAUGGCAGAAAUGAUGGUAAUGUACGAUUUUUUCCGUCCUGGUCAGAAGAUGACUGCGAUGUCCCACAGCACAAAUAUAAGCUUAAUAAUAAUAAUAAUUAUUAUUAUUGUUAUUAAUUACAGCAUGUUUUUUGCAUGAAAACUCAAUAUUUCUUCAGAAACACUUUACUUUCACCGUACGCCGCCAACAUGUGACAGGAACGCCGGAUAUGAGUGGCUACGGUUUGGUCGUUUGUCACCAUAGACCAUUAACAUGACGCCGCUUCAGUCACUCAAAAUCAAGAAUAAGAUUUUAAUUAUUUAGUGAAAUCACUGACUAAUUUUACCCAGUGACAUCAGCAGAAUGCAUUAGUCCCUCACAAACUAGCUACAUGCUAACUGGUCAAGCUAGUUGGAGGCUAGUGCGGUCGCUCUACAGAAAAAAAAAACCUGUUUAUGAGUUUGUUUGAGCUGAACAAGAUUUUUAUAAAACUGGAUCAUGUGACGGUUUCAGUUAAGUCUUUUUUACUUUGGCAGCAUCCUGUUUUGCUGAUGCUAACGCUUCAGGUACAGAAUCAUGUUUAUUCAUUGUAAAUAUAAAGAUGUUUUGUAUUUGUACAGAAUGUGCGAUGAAAUAUUUCAGUGUGUUGCUUCUGAGUGUUUUUUAAACUCAGUGUUGACGUCACUGCUAAAGGCGUCAUCGAACGCAACUUGUUUUCGUAAAAUAAGAUAUUUAUGUUUUUUUACAUCAGCGAUGAACUAACUGUUUACGUGUCUUUUGUGGAUUUUAAUAAUUGAAAAUGUGACUUUUUUGACCACGCCCAGCUUCAGUGGCAUCAUUAGUAAACACAUCAAUCACCAACACAAUCUUUUUAUUGAUCUGUGAUCACAACAGUGUUCUUGUUCUUUGCACAGUUUUUAUUUUAGAGUUUGUACAAAACAGAUAUAUGAAAAAAUUAUCUUCCUGUAAAUGAGAUUAUUUCUGAUGAUCCUCCUGAACUCAGGGGCAUGUAAAUAAAUGUCAUCCAAUUACAUUGGACUUGGUGUGAACAAUUAA
Messenger RNA from Thalassophryne amazonica, 2123 nucleotides. Its product is annotated as schwannomin-interacting protein 1. Gene Ontology annotation, biological process: positive regulation of hippo signaling. Gene Ontology annotation, cellular component: cell junction; plasma membrane. The record is from RefSeq and is a predicted model, not a curated record. The transcript has 7 exons. Lineage: Eukaryota; Metazoa; Chordata; Actinopteri; Batrachoidiformes; Batrachoididae. The coding region runs from base 243 to 914 and encodes 223 amino acids.